Thrips palmi is the source of this 6550-nucleotide messenger RNA. RefSeq lists its product as uncharacterized. Gene Ontology annotation, molecular function: heparin binding. The transcript is spliced from 35 exons. Gene Ontology annotation, cellular component: cell surface. The record is from RefSeq and is a predicted model, not a curated record. NCBI's taxonomy places the organism in Eukaryota, Metazoa, Arthropoda, Insecta, Thysanoptera, Thripidae. The coding region runs from base 58 to 6348 and encodes 2096 amino acids.
UGGGCGACCCGAACGCCAGUCCAGGCGAGUCCGGGCGCUGCAGCUGCGGGACAGAAGAUGGACCGGAGCCGCUCCGUCAACAUGGGUCUGCGCCGGUCGGCGUGCGCGUGUGGCGUGUUCCUCGUGGUCCUGUACGCGUGUCUGGCGGUCGCGCACGAGGAUGCAUCCAACCCCGUGCCGCUGCCGUUGCUGCUCGAGUCCUUGCGCAGCGACAUCCUGCACCUCCCCGACGUCCCCGACGUCCGGCGCGUUUCCCGAGGCGUGGGUGUCGGCGCGAAUGACGCGGUGCUUGCGGACGCCGCGGUGCCCUGGUACUCGCCCGCCACGCGGGACGACGACAACUCGGCGGCUAGGGACGAGCUCCAAGUUACUGCUCUAAUCAAGGAUGAGGCUUUCAACUAUGGAGCUGGAGUUAACAAGUGGUAUUCAUUGGUCGUUGGCAGUACAACACACUUGGUGGGCCUUGGCUCGUCAAAGGAACUUACUUUACUCACCGCCACAUUCGUUUCCCCAGAUGUUGGGUCUGGACACACCUAUUCACUUGUACAAAAGAAAUUUGCUCUUAGCGGAACACCUUUGGCUGCUGGUCUUUUUAAGCAUUGGAAUGCUGUGUCAAAGACACUUGAUGCGAUUCUUGUUCUUUCAGUCGAUUCAGAUGAUGGAAUCUUGAUGUGGUAUCGUAUCACUGCUUCUGGCUUGGACAAUAUAAGACCACCAUGGCCUGUUCACAAGAAAGCAUCAAAUCUUAAGGUGUUCCAAGUCAGAGACAGGAUGAAGUUGUUAAUUUUAACAUCUUGUGAGUCUUCUCUAGAAAUCUUACCCUGCAUGGCCAGUGCUGACCUUUAUGACUUCAGUUUAGAUGCUCAUCUGGAUCCCAAGCUCUCACAGUCUAUAACACUUGAGGAGGAAGCUGUAACAGCAGAGGUUGGUGCUGUGGGUGAAGAAAUUUAUCUUGCAUUAGCGCUGCCACAAGCUAGUGCUGUUAAAUUGUAUCGCUACGUUUGGCCCCUGCCCUCUGAAAUAAGUGGAAUCGGCAACCAUUCCAUUUAUGGUUGGUUUGAUCCAUUUUGGAAGGACUUGCAUAGCCCUCGAGUAGCACAUGCAGUUUUCUUCCAUGUCAGCUAUAAGAUGUAUCUUGCUGUUGGUGGGGAGAGUCCUACAGUGCACCGUUUUGUGAGUCCAACAAGGAUUGAGAUUGUUCCAAAGGCUCUUGAAGGUAUUGGUUUUGUCUCAACUUGGGUAGUUUUACCUGUUCCUACCUUCCGAGAUGAAGUUAUUUUACUCGCUGAAGUGCUGCACUCUGAAAGUGCUCCUGUUAUGAAGGAAGUUGUGACUUUAACUUGGUCUAGUUCCGGUAUUUUCAAAUGGCAGAACCAGCCUCCGUGCUUUGUUGGCGGAGUUAAGUUUCCUGUGGAAGGAGCAUCUUGCCUUAUAGCUGGGGGUGACGAAUCUCGAUUGUAUGGAGCUGUAGCAUAUCGAGUAGGAGAUUCAUCGGUGGUGUCAGUACUUCUACCGAGGGGCAAGCAGGCUUCUUCGGUGUACCGCAUUUUCACUCAACUUCAACCAGUUCUGAAUCCAUUGCUGGCAGAGGUCUUUAUUUUGAAAGACGCUCAAGCAAAAUUAAAGGAUGAGUUAAUGAAUCAGAUUUUUGAAAUGGAUAGGACUGAAAAACUUCUUUUGGAUACACUGAGCGUGAAUGAACCUAACAUAAUUAAAGCCGAUUGGGUCAUAUCGGAAGUAGAGACGCCUGAACUUGAAAAUACUGGAACACUUCCUCCAAUUAAUGAACCUGAUUGGACACCAGAAGAUCAGUUGGUUAAAAUACAAGAACUGAGGGAACUUUUGAACCUCUUGCGUAAUUCGACAGAAAGUUUAUUAGGCUCAUUGGAGGAUGCAGCAGUGCCUGUGAAUGGAGAAUUGCAUUUGGAUGAUUACCAGGCUCUUCUUGGAGGUGUGGAGGUCACCAACCAUGCAGAGUUUGACUCUCUAUCAGUUAGUGUGUUGAAUGGGGAGCCAGUCCCAAGUCUGCUCAAAGAGAUUGUGAGAGUUGACAGAGUGGACAAAAUUGGUGGAACCAAGACAUUGUCCAAAGUAAAAGUAGUUGAUGUAGAUUUCGUGACUGUAAAUAAUAUUCAAAGGGAUGAUCUGGUAUUUAACAUACCCAAUAAACCUGUGAGGCUGUACGGAAAUUUAGAAGUAACUCAAUUCCUUAAUGUUGAGCAAAACGUCGAUUUACCAUCUUCAGGGACUUUUGGUGGAAUAGAUUUGUCUGAAGAAAUUUUCAUUCCAGGAAGGGCAUUUCAAGGAGUCGUUCAUUUUGAUGAAGUAACAGUUGAAGGAGAUUUAACUGUUGAUGUCAUCAACAAUGUGGCAAUGAGUCCCCGCAACCUGAAAUCCAUGGUAUCGGGACAGAACAAUUUGCAAAAUGUGACCCGUUUGGAUAGCCUUAGUGUUGCUGGUAGUGUUCAAGUUGAGAGAGUUAACGGCUUCUCUUGGAGUGAUUUAGUCAAGAGGCUUGUGUGGAAGAAUGAGUCUACUAUUAUUGAAGGCCACACCAAGAUCCAAGGGACCUUGACGUCAGAGCAAAUUGAGAACAGACAAUUAAAUGGUCUGGACUUCCCUGCUGACUUUGUUCUGAAAACGACUGAAAGUCAACACAUCAUUGCCAAGAAAACCAUGAAGAAUGGACUGUUUGUUGGCUCUUUGGAUGUCUCCAAUACUGUUGAUAGAGUGCCUGUUAAUUCAUUUGUUACUCUCCGUACUAAUCAACACCUUGAUGGAGAGUUGACCCUUUCAGAAGCUGAUAUAAAGGGUGAUGUAAAGGUUGAUUGGGCUGUUAAUGGAAUUCGUCUGAAUCAAAUGAAUUCACAGAGUCCCCUUAUCAAUGAAGGUUCUGUGGUAUCUUCAAAUGUUCUCUUUAAAAAUCUUGAAGUUCUUGGGCCCAUUCAGAUCACAGGCCUCCUGGAUGGACGUGUCUUUAAAGAUGACAUCUUAAAUGUUGUUGUACUGCCUUCUUCUGCGAACGACACUGUUCUGAUAAGUGGGAAGAAAAUUGUCACAGGCAGUUUAAAGGUAGAUGGCUUGGGAAUAACUAUUUCCUCAGGAUUUGUUAAUGGAAAGAAAGUAUCUGAUAUAGCUCGGCUGGAUCAAUCUCAAGAAUUUCAUGGUGAAAAAUCUAUUCAACAUGCUGUCUUUGGAAAUAUUCAGCUGACUGGUGUAUGGGAUGAUGUUAAUGUUGUGGACUUAAAUGCUGAGGCAGUUCGCCUCACAGGCACUCAAGACACAAAUACUCAUUUGAACUUCAUAGACCCAUCUAAACUAUUUGCAUCUAGGUUGCUUAUAACAGAGCAACUGAAUACUCACGUUGCAAGCACAGCGUCAAGCCUUUUGUCAGAUGGUGUGUGCUCUGUAGAUAACUGUGUAAUUCAGGGCCCUGUCAAUGUCAAUUUCAUGAAAGUUGCAGGAAAUGUUGUGAUUAAUGGAAAGGUCUGCAACUGGAACCUUGUUGAUUUUGAGACCCGUCGUGUGAGUCGAUCUCGUCCCCAAACCAUCUCUGGCAACAUUUCUUUUGGCAAUAUGAAUGUUAAAAGUCACGUCAAUAUCUCAGCUCUAAACAAUGUACCUCUUCAGAAUUUCAAGAAACGUGUCCUGCCAAAUUUCUCUAGCUAUGAAGAUCUAGAAAAGUUGUUACUCUCUGGUGGCUUUGCUGUCGAUGAGCUUUUCAUUGAAGGAAAUAUCCGUACUACUAGUGGUGUGAACUUCCUUAAUCUAGCCAAGAUUGCUCAGAAUGCUGUGAAGCUUACUGGUGGCAACACUUUCUCAGGAUCUCUCUUCUUUGAGGACUCCUUGUCAGUUGGUUCUCUGGAUGUACGUGGUCCUGUGAAUCGCUUCAAUCUGGCUUAUAUGAUUGAAGAUGCAGUGCUAAGGAAUGAUCUUCAGCCAGUCACUAUUUCUGGUAUUAAGAGAUUUGAUGCUGGCUUCACCGUAGAGGGAAGCAUUGUGACCAAUAAUCUAAAUGGUUUUGAACCGUCAAAGAUCAUCACUAAAUCUUCGUCGGCUUCUAUUCUAGGAUCUCUAAGAGUGCUAGGUGGUGUGUAUGCUGGAAACGUUAAUGUCUCAGGACUUCUGAACGGUAUUCCAGUGUUAGCGUUCCUCAAUAGGUAUAAGUAUUUAGGUGGAGACCGUCAUGAACUCUUAGGAAAUGCUCACUUUUUGGAAGGAGUGGCUGUGGAUGACUUGUAUGUCAUGAACUCAGUAAAUGGAGUGCAUUUGGAACAAUUUUUCAAGUCAACUGUGAUGAAAGAUGAACCUUCUCGCAUCCCAGGAAUCAAGUUAUUUGUGAACAGGGUGGCUUUCACUGUUGUGGAUGUGACUGGUUUGGUUAACAAUCUUCUUUUAAGAGAGAUGGUUCAGGAUGUGGUUCUUAUCAAUGAUGAUAAACCAGUGGUAAUUAAUGGGAGCAUUACAAUUGCCAAUGACCUAUCAGCACCAGCUGGUGUGUCACUCACAGAAAAUUUGAUUGCCCUGGAACUAGAUGGAUGUUUGAUAAAAGAAUGGGUGGACAAUGCUAUCUACCUGAACAAACCAACUGACAUCUUGGGUUUUAAGACAUUUGCAUCCAUGAGCUCUAACUCAGACUUAUCUCUGUCAGUCAUCAAUGCACUGGACCUUUCAAAAGUAAUUACCCUCAAGGAUCCUCAGAAGAUUCCUUCAAAUGUGCGCAUACUUACUGCUGCAAUGCGUCAUAAUGUGAAAGUGGAUGGACUUGUGAAUGGAAGAUUGCUUCAAUCAGAGUAUGACAACACUUUAAUGUCUACAGGAAAUCAAAUUGUUUCGGGUUCUAAGACAUUCCUCAGUGGCUUGACAGUGAGGAAUGAUGUUCUCAUCAAAGGGUACAUCAGUGGUAGGGAUAUUACAAAUGUGGUCACUCUAGAGGAUAAUGAAGCUGUAAAUGGUCCAUUGAAAUUCACAAAUGUUGUUGUUGGUGGUGACAUGAGGGUUUCGAGCCUCAUAUCUGGCUUGGAUGUCACUCAAUGGAAUGAACGUGCAUUCCUUACAAGAUCUACUCAACCUCAGUUGAUAACUGGAUCAUGGGAUGUGAAGGGCCAAGUGAGGUUCAUGGAACGCGUCGGAGGACAUGGUUUAUUGGGCGGACAAAAUGUGAAUAAUUUCCCUGAAUUUAUUCGCGAAACCAGGGAGUUUAAUAGGAAAACACAAGCUGCUAUUAAGGAUGAAUGGGUACAGCUUUGCCGAGAUACUGAUGCUCUGUUGGCCAAGGCUAGGGCGCAGCCUUUCUUGUUCCAGCAGUUAGAAGUUGUGCAAGCGAUACAGUCAAGCAAGAAAAUCGCCAGCAUGCAUGCCUUUGAGGCUUUGAAUGAACAAUUUCUGGCUGUGAGCUAUACUGACCUAUGUUCUGGGGCUAUGUACCGUUGGAAUAGGCAGAGAACUGCUUGGGACCUCCUUGAUGAAGCUGUGCAGAAUAUAGGUAGUGUUGAAAAAUGGGCCACUCUACGAAACCCAGAAGCCACUUACCUUAUUACGUCAGCUGCACAAGAACACAAUUGCCCCUACCAAGGUGGCAAUGUUUGGCGGUUUGAGCCAUCAGUUAAACUGCGGAAUGUCUAUACUAUGGACCCCUGGCAUGAUGUUAGUGUUGACCAAGAAGCUGGUCGCUUGCACCUUCUUGGCCGCUCCGGAGUACAUACUUGGUCUUUGGAAGAUGGAGAUGUUAAGUUAGUCAGCAACAGCAGCAUUCCUGAAAGUAGUCGUUCUCAAUUUUUACCACGCUCCGCUGGUCUUGGUUUGUCAGUUACUGAUGGCAAGUCAGUGACAGUGUUAGAAGGCCCAGGAUUCAAUGCGACACAGGUUUCUCGUUCUGCUAAUAGCAAUUUGCCGGCAUGGAGCAGGGGCAAUGUUGUGGCCAUGAAAAUUGCUGAUGGCCGUAAGCUAGUCGCAGUGUCUGCUGAGGGCUCUGACUUGCUUGUGGUGUAUGAAGAUGUAGCAACUGGUCAGUCACUGGCAAGGGUUCAGGUUGAAAAUGCACACUCUCUUAGUGUCAUGGAACUGACAGCUCCAGGUCGCAAUGGUCAAACUUUACUGGCUUUUAUUGAGAAUGAAAGGCAUUUAAGAGUUGUUCAGUACAAAGGUGUUGAAGGUUUUGUCGAUGUGACAGAAGCUAAGUUGGCAGUUUCGGUAAAGGAAAUGGUUCCGGUCCGUUUGUUCACCCGAGGCCUCGUUAACCAGCGCCAUUUCCUGCUCCUCCGGUCAGAUCUCCAAGUAUUAUCUCUCGAGGUUGAAAUGGCAGGCGACCCCCUAGAUGAGACCCCAUUAAACUGCAAUUUGGUUUAAUUUUCAAAUUUUAUAUUCAUUACUUGUUCAACAUCAAGUACCUGUAAAUGUUGAUAGAUCUAAGGAACUUGAUUGGAAAUUUUAUUUAAACAAUUUGUUUAUGUGGAUAUAAAAUGUUCGUAUGAAAUCCUGUCUCUAAUGCUGUUUCCUCUAGUCACUGUUUUAAAUGUAUAUUGUUUAAAAUAAAUUGGUGUUAAUUAAA